Molecule: messenger RNA, 360 nt
Organism: Phytophthora sojae
Lineage: Eukaryota; Oomycota; Peronosporomycetes; Peronosporales; Peronosporaceae
Exons: 1
Cellular component (GO): nucleus
Molecular function (GO): DNA binding
Source: RefSeq, a predicted model, not a curated record
AUGUCCCAGAAGGACCUGGCCCAGUGGACCAAGCACGAGUUCGGGCUCAAGAAGACGCCCGCGCAGUCGACCAUCUCGGGCAUCCUGCGCCGCCAGCACGAGUUCAUCAACAUGAGCUCGCUGGAGCUCGGCAUCAAGAAGCGCCGCGUCGUGCAGCACCCGCAGCUCGACAGCGCGCUGGCCAACUGGGUCAUCCAGAUGACCGGCCGCGGCCAAACCGUGCAGGGCGACCUCACCAAGGAGAAGGCCAAGGAGUUCGCCAAGAUGCUCGGCAUCCCGGAGAGCGAGCAGCCCGAGUUCUCCAACGGCUGGCUGCACUCGUUCCAGCUGCGCCACAACUUCAGCUUCCGCAAGUUCAAC